This is a messenger RNA of Lethenteron reissneri (Far Eastern brook lamprey), 11974 nucleotides long. Its product is annotated as pre-B-cell leukemia transcription factor 1-like. Gene Ontology annotation, molecular function: DNA-binding transcription factor activity, RNA polymerase II-specific; DNA binding. NCBI's taxonomy places the organism in Eukaryota, Metazoa, Chordata, Hyperoartia, Petromyzontiformes, Petromyzontidae. Gene Ontology annotation, cellular component: nucleus. Gene Ontology annotation, biological process: regulation of DNA-templated transcription. The record is from RefSeq and is a predicted model, not a curated record.
GCAGAGAGGCAGUGUGUGUGGUUGGUGGUGGUUAGUAGUGCUGCUGAUGGUGGCUUGCAAAUACUACCUCGGUCAAGUUUGCUGAGCUAAGCGCCGGCCCGCCUGCCAGCCUGUAUAUCCCUUGAACACUGGGGGGAGUUUGGGCUUGGAAGAACGACGAAGAGAGGGGGGGAGCAGGCGACGGUGCUGGUGCUGGUGGGGAGGAGGGGAGGAUAAAGGGGGAGUGAAAUAAGAGAGAGAGAGAAAAAAAGCCACCCGUGCUGACACUCGGCGAGACGCAGCGUGGGCGCACAGAGCACGCGGAGCGGUGGUCGACAGAGGCGGGCGACGUAGACGGACAGCGCGUAUCCACGUCCCGUAGCGUUUCAAGUCGGCGCUGUGUUCCUACGCCGGGGGGGGGGGGGCUUUUUAGCAAUCGACUGUCGGGCGGAGAAGCUUCUUUGUGCUCCUACCAAAGACAGGUUUCUUCACAUCACCAGCUGUAUACAGUGCAAUCGGGAGAGUGGGAGGGGGAGAGACUGUGUGCGUGUAUCUGUCGGAUAACCUCCAACAGCGCACGGCAGCCGUAGCCCCAAAGAGACGAGCGGGGGGAACCCUUUUACUCUUAAUUUGCUACAAAGCUCUCGCAAGAAGCAAGGCAAGCGGCAAGAAGCAAGCGGCAAAGCGAGCCCAGUCCGUCACUCCCGACUCCGCAGCGCGGCACACGGCACGAGGGGGGCCGAUCUCGCUCCACUUGCAUUCGUCCAGGUCGCGGUUUUUAAAAAAAAAAUCAUUGCGGGGUUCCAAAUGAUGGACGAGCAAGGUCGACUCUUGCAGAGCCACAUCGGCGUGGGCAUGGGCGCCUUGUCGGGCGCCGUGGGCAUGGGUCACCCGCACAUGGGACCUCCGGAUGGGGUGGACGGUGGAGGAUCCGGAGGCGGUAAACAGGACAUCGGAGACAUCCUGCAACAGAUCAUGACCAUCACGGACCAGAGCUUAGACGAAGCCCAAGCCAGGUGGUGCUCGAUUUAUCAACCCCGGAGCGAUGAUGAUGAUGAUGGGCUGAGUCGACCCGCGCGACCGAGAAAACACGCGCUCAACUGCCAUCGGAUGAAGCCCGCGUUGUUCAGCGUGCUGUGCGAAAUUAAAGAAAAGACAGUGCUCAGUAUCCGGGGGGCUCAGGACGACGACCCACCGGACCCCCAGCUCAUGCGUCUUGACAACAUGCUGCUGGCUGAGGGGGUGGCGGGUCCCGAGAAGGGCGGGGGAUCUGCGGCGGCCGCGGCGGCCGCGGCGGUGGCCGGCGGCGCCAACGCCGACAACUCGGCGGAGCACUCGGACUACCGCGCCAAGCUCGCCCAGAUCCGGCAGAUCUACCACACGGAGCUGGAGAAGUACGAGCAGGCGUGCAACGAGUUCACGACGCACGUCAUGAACCUGCUGCGGGAGCAGAGCCGCACGCGGCCCAUCUCGCCCAAGGAGAUCGAGCGUAUGGUGGGCAUCAUCCACCGCAAGUUCAGCUCCAUCCAGAUGCAGCUCAAGCAGAGCACCUGCGAGGCCGUCAUGAUCCUGCGCUCUCGGUUCCUCGACGCACGACGCAAGCGUCGCAACUUCAGCAAGCAGGCGACAGAGAUUCUCAACGAGUACUUCUACUCGCACCUGAGCAACCCCUACCCCAGCGAGGAGGCCAAGGAGGAGCUGGCGAAAAAAUGCGGCAUCACUGUCUCGCAGGUGUCAAACUGGUUUGGGAACAAGCGGAUCCGCUACAAGAAAAACAUCGGUAAGUUCCAGGAGGAGGCGAACAUCUACGCGGCACGGACCGCCGUUUCGGCCACCAGCAGCGUGCACCACGGGAGCCAGGCCAACUCGCCCAACACCCCCACCUCCGCUGGCUCCUCUGGCUCGUUCUCCAUGCCAAACCCGAGCGAUAUGUUCCUGGGCAUCCCGGGUAUGAAUGGAGACUCGUACAGCUCGUCCGGGGUGACUCCCAACAUCCAGUCGCAGGUGGAUUCCCUGCGCCACGUCAUGAGCCAAUCGAGCGCCUAUGGGGACGGUAUGGCAGCCAAUCAGCUCUACAGCCCCCCGGCCAUGAGCGCUAACGGCGGCUGGCAGGAUGCAACCACCCCUUCCUCCGUCACGUCUCCCACCGAGGGGCCGGGCAGCGUGCAUUCCGACACCUCCAACUGAUGCACUCGCCUCGCAACCCCCCAAACCCACCUCCCCCCCCCCCCCGCCUCGCCCCUUGGUCCCCCACCGCCCUCACCCCCCCCCUCCCACCCUCCGCCCCUCCACUGCCCUGCCAGUGCGCACCACUGAGGAGCCCCCCCCCUCCUCCGCUCCACCCCUCCCCUAUUUCUCGUGGUGCAUCUUUCAAGGUCAAAGGUCAACGUCUCCGUUGGAGCGUCUCUUCCCACACGCUCGAAUAACCGAGUGUUGUGGGCGGCGGGGGGGGGGGGGCGCGUGUUGUCGUUGAUGGCGCAUGAGCCGGUGGGGAUGUUCCACAUUCCUAUGAUGGGGACCAGUCUCUCUCUGCAUAGGAUAACCACUUCUCGCAAUUUCGUCGCUAAUUUUAUCGACUCGGGAGAGGCGAUGGCCCAAGAUUGGAACUCGCAACAUUUCGAUUGUCAGGCCCUAUCCACCACACGAUACCGAAAUUCGAUUUUUGUUGUUGUUGCGAAACGUCUUCGUUUUGCGAGCAGCAAAAAAAAAACCCCUCUUGGGUCUCGCCCAUUGGCCGAUUUGAACGUUUGUACUUGGCGUGGCCCUCCCCCUUAGGUCGACUCAGCCUAAAAUGAGAACCCGACGCAGAUCGUGGGCGCGCUCUGCUCCCUCGCAGAAAUCCCAAGUAAGAGGCAUCUGCGAGCAGGGGAGGCGGGUAAUGUAAAUGUCAUCGCACAUUUGUGCAAAUGUGAAGCUCAAAGCUGAUCGCUAUCAAGAUUACAAAUAAAGAAAUCACAAUUAUACAGUACGGUAUAAUAUAUUAAAUAAUAGCCUAGACCGUGAAACCUCAAGGGCCCCCCCCCCGAACCAUCGUUCACUUCUUUUCAGAGUUAGGGCUCCCAGGUUUUGAGCGUCCCCCGCGAGAGGACUCGUUUGUAAAAUCUUCCUUUCGACGAACCGAGUUGCGUUUUUCCAAAAUCCAUUUUUUCGUCUCGCGCGUCGGCGGGGAGAAGCCUCCAGCUCGUCUCUCUCACCACGCCGGGAGGAUGGGGGUGGGGGGGGGUGGACAACGGCUGACAACGCCGACGGAGCGCCGGAUAAAGGCCCGGCGGGAUCGCUCGGCCUUCGGCAGAGCCAGCAGCGGCAGGAGGGGCUGAGAGAGCCAUUUGCCGAGCUCCGGUAAAAGUGUGCCAAUCUCACCGCACCCCCCGUGUCCCCCGCCCCCACCACCCGCGGGUCUGUUCCGAAUGGCGCCACGUUAAUUUCACCGCGACUUCACGUCGCGUCCGCUAUCAGCGGACAGGACGAAGGGAAGUUGCCGAACAACGUUUUCAUCUGGCUCUCUCUCUCUCUCUGCAAAGUUUUGUCAUUUCCAAGCACGACGUUUUCGGUGAAAGUUAUCGCAAAAUGAACCGCGGGACUUCCACGCGGAGCGGUAACUGUUAGAACCAUCACACAGCUUGCGGAGAGUUUAACACGCUUUGAAUGAAGUUUAAUAGGUGACACGCAAUGCGCUGCGGGAAGUCUUCUUGCAAGUGUGAGGUCCAAUAAGCCAGGUAGACGUAACGCAAUUUGGAUAACCGUUCAAACAGAUGCAAUUAAUUCAGCCAAUUAUCAAAACUCCUCGUCGUGCAUCCGCAUUCACGUGCAUGGAACCUCAUGCACUUAGCAAGAGGUGUUUUUCGGCUAUGAAAAGAAAUCUCCGAGAGAGAGCGAGAGCGAGCGAGCUGGUGACGAAGCAUCGCGCUCCCGUGCCCGUCCGAACCGUUGCGCGCUAGCGAUGUCGAUCGCGCGGGACGGGAGGACGCUGCGUCCGUCGAUGAAAACAUGGGUCCUGUAAAACAAUCAAGCAACCGCACGCAGCCGGAGCGGCUUCCACAAGGCAGAGCGACUUGACCGAGACGAGGAGUGAGAGGAAGUGGGGGGGAGGUGAAGGUGGGAGGGGAGGGGGGAGCUGUCCCUGGUACCUUAAGCGCGUUUCGCGAAUCCGCGGUUCCCCAAGUCCGUUUCCGACCGUCGCUCUUGGCGGUCGGCGCGGGGCAGACCGCCCAAAACCGAGGCCGAGAAACACAAAGUGAAGGUCGAGGGGUGGUGUGUGUGUGGGAGGGGGGGCGGUGAACGUCUUGGCUCCAGGUUCGGUUGCCAGCUGGGCGGUUUCGCGCCGACGACGCUCAAGAUUGCGAUCGAUCAGAGCCGUGCCGACCUCCGGUUCGGAAUGCGGAACAUCACGCGGGCUUCGAGGUGAACUCGUUUCCGAGUUGCACCGAUGGGGCGUUUCCCCCCCCCCCUCUUGGCCACGGCCGCUGGGGGGGGGGGAUUUCCACCUCGGUGGAGAGGGACGAUGCCAACUCGUCAUCGGUUACAAAGAGCAUCUGCCCAGCUGCCUCCGUGCGCCAUCAAGUCCGUGACCUCAAGCGUGGCGACGCUCGCGCACUGUUGCGUCGAAGCUCCUGGAAGUGAAUGGUGUGUUACUUGUCCUCGGAUUGCUGACGUGUGUUCGGUGAUAACUGUCGUCACAAUUACGUCUGUGUCUGCACGUGCAUUCGUUUGUUGGGCAUGCACACGGGUUUCGAUCUCAAAUGUAGUCGGAUACAUUGAGUGUCUUAGAGGAGUGUUGCCGUUACCUAAAGCUUCUGUUCUACUCCAAUGAGGAAGGAAGGGCUCAUUACCUUUUUGUUUUAAACACAUCGUAACUUCAACAACAACAACGGUGAAUAUAUUCAAGACGAAACGAGAUUUUUGUUUUAGGUCGCGAUCCUUCAUCUGCGUUUGUUUCCAAUUAAACCCCAACCCCCCAAAAAAACACCAAAUCCCUCUUUCAUGUACGGACACCCGCAGCUGCAGAAACAAACCCAGAGAGAGGAGGACCCCGUGGCCACGGCCCGAUGGAAUGGACAAGAAUCGCGGUCGCAGCACCGGAGGACAGAAUUCGCGAGUGGUGCACGUCAACAACUGGCCAGUUGUCGUCCUGUGGGCGUUGUUGUGCUGCGUGCGCGCGCUCCGCGGCCGGAGGAGGCGGCGGUGGUGGUGGCGGUGGUGGUGGUGGUGGCGGUGGUGGUGGUCGUGAGUUGGGUUGAUGUCUCUGCUCGUCGUCGUCGUCGUCGCGCAUUUCGUUUUGCGCUCCUCCCAAGAAGCCGGAGACGCUCCCAGAGUGGGUUGGGGAGACGAAGCAGAACGCGGAAUCGGUCUCUGAUGGGACGAACGCGCCCGCGUCCGCAACUAAAUCUGUUGGGGGGGGGGGGGGGGAGCCCCCGAAGCGGGUUCCGAGCGGGUUCCGAGCGGGUUUGUGGAUGACCAUUUUCAGAGAAUGAAACAAAAACAGGGUGUGUGAUGGGGUCGACGGGGUCCAGAGGGUCCCAGGGUUUUUGGGAGGGGGAGAAGACACGGCCGCGUCUCCGCCGCUAACGAACGACGCUGAGCGGCAUUCGAAGAAUGGGGAUUUGGCUUCUUUCAGGUAAAUGUAAAUAGCGUAGACGCACGCACGCCGCCUCUGACGACGGCCGUUCGGAACGGCGCACAGCGGGCGCGGUGCAGAACACUCCUGACGGGCAGCCCCCCCCCUCCCCCCCAUCGGGCAGAGCGUCGCCGCUUGCUGUCCGAGGGACUCCCGAGGGAGCCGAAUUCAUCGCCGCGUCGAUCGAUCCCUCGCGGUGCGGCUGAAGGGGGGUGGUGGUGGAGUGGCGGGUGUGGGGAGGGAAUCUCCCAUCGGUCCGCACGAGCAUCUUUGUCGGCCUCGUCUCACGGCGCGCCCGCGACACGGGCCGUGCUGCCGCACGCGGAGUUUGAUGGGCCCGGGGCUGUUCGUCGGAAGCUUAAAGUCACAGCCGACGGUCGCGCGUUAAAACUCCCCAGUUCCCGUGCCCCCCCCCCCCUCCGCCCACCUCCUGCUAAACCCCGGACUUCUUGGUCGUCGCUUGUGUAGAAAAAAACCGAUUCCGAUGAACACCGUCGCAUGUGAAACCUGUUUGGCUCGCGGUCGUUUUUUUCCCCGUCUCUCUCCAUCUCCUCUCUCUCGAUCUCCUCUCUCUUCCCCGCGCUUAAAGCUCUCUCCUCUCUCUCUUCUCUCUCUCUCUCUCCCGGUUUUUAUGGCUCCACGUGUCGAGCGGCCGAGCGUUGUUGUGCCGAUCGAGCCGGGGGGGGGUGGUGGGGGAGACGCGGGCCUACCCCCCCCCCCCUCUUGUGAAGUUUUUGGGGUUUUUGUUUGUCUCUCUCUCUCUUCCUCAUCUGCAUGGGGGUCUUGAUGGGGGUCUUGAUGCGCGCGUGCCGGCACCGUUCCCUAUCCACGGGGCCGUCGGCGCGACCUCUGCCGAAAAAAAUAUCGGGCAUCACUUUCUCGCUUCCUUAGUGCCCUGUGCUGUAACGUUUCAUCAAUUUAACAUAGCAGCAAUUAUACCUCACGCGACUUAAUCUUAGAACCAAUGGUCAUUGAAAAAUAAGUUUAAAAAAAAAUCAGUAAAAUAAGAUGAUGAUGAUGAUAAUAAUAUUAAAGGUCAGUCCUCCUCUGUCUUUUACAAAUGCUGAUACUUACUACCUCUUUGCAACAAUAUCUGGACAUCGGUUUAACAACUCCUCCAAACAGCGCGGCAAGGUAUAGCUUUAAUGUACACGCAACACUGCUGAGUGGUUUUUUUCCUCGUAUCUGUUUCACGUCUCUCUCUCUCUUCUCUCUCUCUCUGUCACGACUAAUCAGGGUUACAGCUGAGGUGACUUAAAUGAGCGAUUUGGGAGACUCAUCUCGGGCGUGACUUUGCGGACGUGCGGUAGUUUAACCUCCCACCCCGCGCGAGGCCCUGGUCUUUCCCCCUUUUCUCUCAAAAAAACUUUGUAUGUACUGUACGUUGAACUUCUUUCGCGGGCAGGGGUGGGUGGGGGGAGUAGGGAAGGACAACAAACUUAAGUACACAACAAAAAUAAGUUCUAAAGAAACGAGUUUGUCAAUGUUGACUUAAGAGUGCAGAAAUUCCAGCGACUUCUUAAUAUCGCAAGGAAGAGCGUUCCAGACGGCCGCAGAAGCGCCGUGAACGCAAAUGCUAAAGGCGUGGGUGGCGGGGGGGGGCUUGCUUCUAUCCCCGGAGAACUGUGGCAUUCCAAAUCACGUCGCACGCAACUGUGCUGUAACGUAUUCUUAGGUUUUUUCGGUAAAGUCACGUAGGUAAAAAUUUUAAAUUAAUAAAAGUAAAAUUAAAAUAAAAUAAAAAAUCACGACGUUUCAGAGGCAACACAAGUUUCCGUUUUCAGGUGGAACCGUCACAGCACGAUAGCUGUAUCAAGUGAUACAGCUAUCGUGCGGAAGCUUGUGUUGCCUCCGAAACGUCGUGGUUUUAAAAAAAAAAAAUUAUUUUACUUUUAUUAAUUGCUAUUUUUUUACCUACGUGACUUUACCGAAAAAACCUAAGAUGAAUCCUUGCAAGUCACGAAAGCUUCAAAUCUAUAAUGUGCUGUAACGCUUGGGUGGAAGCUCGCCAUCUCUCGUGGGACUUGAUGCCGUCUUUAUACGCCACGUGAGAACUUGUUUUUCAAGGCCAGCGUUUCUAAGAAUGAGGCUCAAAGAGUUAAUUCACCUUUGAGGGCAAAACGCCCCGGGCAUUAGGCCUCGGUUCAGGCACCGCGCGUGUGAGGCCUGGGCUCAGACUUUGUGUAACAAGGCCAAAGUAAGACCAAGACUGAUGCCAAAUGGUGCAACGAUAAAGCCUCGAGAAUUCAGGCCAAAGGCAACAAACGUCCAUCGUGGUUGUAACAUCUCAUCAGCUCAACUCAAGCCUUUACCAGCGACAUCGAAUCAAAGGGCUAAGCCCUGGCUACUCUCUUUAGCCUUGAAACACAAGUCUUCUCAAGAGCUGUGGUGGUGUUGGAUCACUUGUUGGACUUUAUUAUCAUCUUUGUUUUUUUAAAUAUUUUUCUUUUUACUCAAAGUGAACAAAUUAAACCUUUUUUCUGAUUGCACCCCCUCGCGACAUUAAUCACACACCCGCCCCUUCACGUGUGUUGACUUCCCCUUCAAUCCACACCAUUUUGCAUUCGUGUUGCCUGCGGUGUUACGGACGGAGGGAUGGUUGUUGUGAUGUUUACGGACUCUUUUCCUGUGUUCCGAGUUCCACUUUGCGGGGAAAACUCAUGAUGGGGGGGGGGGGGGGGUGCAAGGCAAUUUCCACCGAAAUUUUGUGUGGAAAUAAUUCGAACGAACGGGAACUAUCGACGCUGUGUUCCGUUUCCCAUGUAAAUAUUGGUGGAAACUGCAUUUCGGCCAACGUACGAGUGUAUUCUUGUUUUCAAAGAGUGAUGUUUUAAGACCCGCUUUGCUCAGUUGGUGCACUGUCUAUCAACGGUUAUGGGAUCAGUUCGUUGAGGAUUGAGUCUCAAUACUACACAGCCAAACUUGAGAGUGACCCAGAAAGUAUAUUCGGGAGAAUAUAAUUCCAAUCGGAUAUUUAUUUACAGUCUACUUUUGUGCGCGGUAGAUUCACGAAGCCUUGAAGGGUGUGUGGACGAUUUUUCCCCAAUUUGAUUUACAAGCUGGAAGCAUGCGACCAAUUUGAGGUAAUAAGAAUCAACAAACACUUUUGCGGGAUAUUUUAGUGCGGGAUAUUUUAGUACUGCAUUCGUAUAAAUUGACACCCCCCCCCCCCCCAAGGCUAAGGGAACAUAAAUAAAUAAACGUUGACUCCUUUGGAAAACUACGUCGUGCUCUGUUAACAAACUCAGAGGCGUUUCGAUGCUAAGUAGACAAUUCCACCGGACCUGAUCUCUUACGAUGAUGAGAUAUUUAAUAAGUAUAACCCGUAAAAACAAAGUUUUUCACUAUAAAUCCUUUAUAUGCGUGGCGGCUAGAGUCAUCUCGUUCUCUGGCUUGAGAUGGCUGCCACCUAUGGGUCAGAUGAUUGUCUGCCAGUAUUAAGCAAUUGGUAAUUAAAUAUUUAAUUUGUUUUCCCUAAACAGUGUAAAAUUUUGGAAAAAAAUUUUCACAAACAUUAAUUGUGCAAAAUGCCAGCUCGAUUGGAUCGCGGGAAGUGGGUUAAAAAACGACCAAAAGAUUUGGACGGUCGUAAGCAAGCAAGCACGCAAGCAAGCAAGCGAACUUAAUAUAAAGGAUUAAAAAAUGUGGCCUGUUAGAAAAGGGCGUGUGACUCCCGGAGUGGUUAUAUCACAAACAAAGCUAAGGUCAGAUUAUAGUCCUGCACGUGCAGUGGACAGCCCAAGACAAACACGGCUCAAUCCUCUCCUUGUCACUCGUAGUGUCGUUCCAAUUGCUCAACUAAUUUCUCAACUUAUAAGCGACGUUUCAUGCAUUUGAAAUAAAUCAACGAGAGUUUCCCUGCUCAAAAGAGCGUGCAGUUCAAAGCUCAUUUCUAUUCAUGGAUGUGAACCGGUGGUGGAAACUCCAUAUUUUCAUGCCCAGGGGUGAGUCUGUCCAUUGAUCGUCCAUUGUUGAUCUCCCCACGAAAAAUGGUCCUCAAUUUUCCGAUUCCCCCAGGGGCACGUUCUGCCAAGUUGACCCUCGGCCAGGAUUUGAACGUUGUUAGUCCUUGAAUUGCGAUUUGGGACCAUCUUGCGUCGGCGCCACUCUCGCAGGUAGUUCAUUUCAUUGCCGUUCUUCAAUGUUUUUACAGCCCUUGCACACGCUGACCAAAGCUGUUCUCUUUCUCUCUCUGGCAUAGAACGUCAGCUCGUUUCCUCCCCCGCCCCCGACCCACCCCCCCGCCCUUUGAACCGCCAUCCCAUUAGGGUCUCGUUUUCAGAACGGUUGCUCGGCGGGUUAAUUGGUGGUAACGGUGCAUGCGCCCAUACAAUCGGGCCACGUUUCGUAAAAAAAAAUAAAAAAAAUCCUACGCCGGACCACCCGUGCCAAAGGUUUGGGAGUCAUGAGUUGGCAAUUAUCUGCCGCUGUCCAGCAUAUCACCAAGUCAUCGUUAUUCUUGUCUGUUCACCAUCUAUUUUUAACAGCGCAUCCGACGCGCGGUGUCUCUAUUUCGUGACGGCCGCGACGGUGGCGUGAAGCUCUCGGCGGGGAAGGGAAGGGGAGGGGGGGUCCGACCCGGCGCUCGCUUUGUCGACCGCGUCGUGCACGGCAGGCGUCGAAAGCCUCGUUUCCAAACGCGCGCGCCGGAUCGCGUGUCGUCUCGAGCCGCGGCUCGCCACGGCACCCCCCCCCCCCCCCCGGCGCACCUCUGAAAAUGCCGAAUGUCGGCAUAGAGACCGCCAGCAACAUCUGCAGCGGGCAGCAGCAGCAGCACACCGCGUCUAACAUCUCUCGGCUGAUUUGUAGCGGUUGGAAAGGGAGCGUGGCGAGUUGGCGAUCGCACGUUCCCUCACCCCUGCACCCCGGUUUCCUGAAUUUAAACGUUUGGACCCCGGAGAUAAUUUUCCAUUCGUCCGCGUGCUCGUGGUGGCUUUAAACUGGAACCCCCCAGCGAUGCCCCCGUGACGUUCAGAAACGACCGUCGUGGCACCGUGCGGAGCGAGGGACGUUGGGACGCUGCGUGGCAAUGUCGCGGUGUGGCGGCUUCGUGAAUUCACGAAUUGGCCCCCUGAAUGAAGAAGAAGAAAAAUGAUAUCGAAUCCGCCGCCUUUAAAAGGAGAGGUGAGACGAUGCGAUGGUGAAGAUGGCUCGCUUCUUGUAUCGUGGACAAUGUGGGCUGAUGCUGCUCGGCUUGUCGCGGAAACCAGGCUUUAGGAAACCGGCUCGCUGGGGUGAGGAACAGGAAUGAAUGUGGGGAUGAAGGGAGGUUAACGGAAAAAAGGAUUUAUGGGCCUUGGGAGGAAAGAAAAACUGCACCUAAAUCCACACACGCCCCCCAAAAUGUAUAUAACCGGUACUAUAACCAUUAGGGUGACGGAAACGAAAGUAAAGGAAACAAAAAAUAUCAUUGCGUUUGAUAGAGCCUUUUUUAUGGAUGAAAUCUUGCGCAAAAAAAAAAACAAAAAAAGUAUAAUUAGGAAUCAUUGUGUCGUCUUUCACUGCUUAUUGUAUAGUGGACUCUGUGUUAUGACACGGUUACACUUGUUGCUGGUUGAGUUAUUUUUUUCUUCUCUCGCUCUCUCCUUUGUUUUUGUAUUGCAGAAACAUUGACUUAAAAAAAUGAUUUAAAAAAAAAUACAAAAAAAAUAUUGAUAUUGACCAGGCAAAAAAAAAAUCACGGCACAAAGGUUUCACUCGGCAGAGUUUCCUUUUUUGGGGGGGGGGGGGGGCUUAUUCACGCACGCGUCCACACCGACCCGGUGUUACCACUCACUCGUCGCUGUGACCGUUUAAAGAAAAUAAGACAAAACGGAGUUUAAACAAAAAAGGUUUUUUCUUUUCUUCCGAUGGAUCAGAAUAAUCCGUCUCACACCUACGGUAUUCAUCAGAUGAAUGAACAAGAGAUCAUACUUUUUUACUUAACUUUAAACAACAGAUUUUUAAAAAUGUAAAAGUUAAGGCAUUUUUUUGUUCUUAUCGUUUUUAUUUUUCAUUGGGAUUUUUUUUGGUUUGUUACAAGGGUCCGGUAUAUAAUUAUAGUACUGACCUUGCGAUAACUGAAAAAAAUAUAUAAUUGUGUACAUUUUUGUUGUUUAGUUAGAACUUAAUAAAAAUAAUGAAAAAAAAAUUCUGUAAUGCUAGUGCAUAAAACCUUGUAGGUAUCCACAAACAUAAUGCAAUACCAAAUACUUAGGCAUAGGCUCUUGUUCAAGGCAUACGACUUGUUGAAUUAAAAGAUCUUUAUAUACGUUGGGACUCCCAUUUUUUUUGUUUACUGUGGAUUUAUUUUUGUCUCGCGCCUUUUAACUGACAUUUUUUUCUCCUUGUGUAUAUUUUAAACGAGUUGUACAAGCGUGCGGAGUAAAAUGUAACCGCUGA